Suncus etruscus (white-toothed pygmy shrew) is the source of this 3397-nucleotide messenger RNA. RefSeq names its product DDHD domain containing 1 (gene DDHD1). Gene Ontology annotation, cellular component: cytoplasm. NCBI's taxonomy places the organism in Eukaryota, Metazoa, Chordata, Mammalia, Eulipotyphla, Soricidae. The transcript has 13 exons. Bases 180 to 2999 code for a protein of 939 amino acids. Gene Ontology annotation, molecular function: glycerophospholipase activity; metal ion binding. The record is from RefSeq and is a predicted model, not a curated record.
GCCGCCGCCGUUGGCCGCCGCAGCUCAGGUCGGGCUUUGAAAGCUCACAAAAAAGUCCGGGUGAGCCGAGGGCGGCGCCGGCGGCGGCGGCGGCGGCGGCGGCGUUGGAUGUGUGGCGGAAGCGCCGGGAGCCGCGGCUCGGCUGUGGGCCGGGCAGCGGGCGGCCUCUCGCCGAGACCAUGAAUUACCCGGGCCUGGGCUCUGCGCGGAGCCCGGAGCGGAACGGCCGCGGCCGCAGCGCCUCUGCCGCCGCCGCCGCCGCCGCCGCCUGGGAGCUGGCUUCUGAGGUGGAGCCGCGCUACGACGGCCGCGGCGUCUGCGCCUUCGAGCCUUUCCCCGACGACGAGGCGGACGCCGAGCAGCUGCUGUCGCUCGCGCUGCUGCGCUCCGGGGAGCCCGGCGCGCUGCGCUUGAUGCCGGGCGCCGACGAGGAGCCCCCGCCGCCGCCGCACCUCCCGCAGCUGCACCCGCACCAGCCCCGCGGCCACCUGAGCCUCCUGGGCAGCCUGGAGCCGUGUCUUAGCGACGGCCACUAUGACUUCAGCCCGGCCGAGGCGGGCUCGUCACUGCGCUACUACCGCGAGGGCGACGGCGCGGGCGGCGGGGCGGGCGGCUCGUCGCUGCAGCAGCCGCAGCAGCCGCCGCCUCUGCAGCCGCCGCUGGACCCCUCGGACGCCCCGGGCGGCGGCGGCGGAGGAGGCGGAGGAGGCGGGGGCGGCUCGGGCGAGAGGAAGCGCACCCGGCCGGCCGGCGGCGCGCCCGCCCGGCACCGCUACGAGGUCGUGACGGAGCUGGGCCCGGAGGAGGUGCGCUGGUUCUACAAGGAGGACAAGAAGACCUGGAAGCCCUUCAUCGGCUACGACUCCCUCCGCAUCGAGCUCGCCUUCCGCAGCCUGCUGCACGCCGCGGCCGCCCGGCCCCGCGAGGCCCACGGCCACGGCCACGACGGCGCGGACCUGCCGGAGCGCGAGCGUGGCGGCGGCGGCGGCGGCGGCGGUGCGGGGUCCCAGGACGCCGACGACGACGAGCGACGCGUCCCCCUGGGCCCGUGCCCGCGCGCCGCGGGGCCCGAUGCCGAGCUGCUGGAGCAGCUGCUGCAGGGCGGCGGCGGCGUGGAGCGCGUGUGCGUGCGCGGCGGCCUCUACGAGGUGGAUGUGAACCAGGGAGAGUGCUACCCGGUGUACUGGAACCAGUCUGAUAAAAUACCAGUAAUGCGGGGACAGUGGUUUAUUGAUGGUACUUGGCAACCUCUUGAAGAAGAAGAGAGUAACUUAAUUGAACAAGAACAUCUCAACCGUUUUAGAGGUCAACAGAUGCAAGAAAAUUUUGAUAUUGAAGUGCCAAAAUCCAUAGAUGGAAAAGAUGGCAGUGGGAUCAACUAUUCUGCUAUUCAUAGUUUCAAGUUGAGUCGAAACCAUGUGGACUGGCAUAGUGUGGAUGAAGUCUAUCUUUAUAGUGAUGCAACAACAUCUAAAAUUGCGAGAACAGUUACUCAGAAGCUGGGAUUUUCUAAAGCAUCAAGCAGUGGGACCAGACUUCAUAGAGGUUAUGUAGAAGAAGCCACAUUAGAAGACAAGCCUUCUCAGACAACGCACAUUGUAUUUGUCGUUCAUGGCAUUGGGCAGAAAAUGGACCAAGGAAGAAUUAUCAAAAAUACAGCAAUGAUGAGAGAGGCUGCCAGAAAAAUAGAAGAAAGGCAUUUUUCCAACCAUGCAACACAUGUUGAAUUUCUGCCUGUUGAGUGGCGGUCAAAACUUACUCUUGAUGGAGACACUGUUGAUUCCAUUACUCCCGACAAGGUGCGAGGUUUAAGGGACAUGUUGAACAGCAGUGCAAUGGACAUAAUGUAUUAUACCAGCCCACUCUAUAGGGAUGAGCUAGUUAAAGGCCUUCAGCAAGAGCUGAAUCGGUUAUAUUCCCUUUUCUGUUCUCGGAAUCCAGAUUUUGAAGAAAAAGGGGGUAAAGUAUCAAUAGUAUCACAUUCCUUGGGAUGUGUAAUUACUUAUGACAUAAUGACCGGCUGGAAUCCAGUUCGACUUUAUGAACAGUUGCUGCAGAAGGAAGAAGUGUUGCCAGAUGAAAGAUGGAUGAGCUAUGAAGAACGACAUCUUCUUGAUGAGCUCUAUAUCACAAAACGACGGCUAAGAGAAAUAGAAGAACGACUACAUGGAUUGAAGGCAUCAUCAUCAUCUAUCAUGCAAACCCCUGCCUUAAAAUUUAAGGUUGAGAAUUUCUUCUGCAUGGGAUCUCCUUUAGCAGUGUUUUUGGCAUUGCGAGGCAUCCGCCCAGGAAACUCUGGAAAUCAAGAUCAUAUUUUGCCCAGAGAGAUUUGUAACCGGUUACUAAAUAUAUUUCAUCCUACAGAUCCAGUGGCUUAUAGAUUAGAACCGUUAAUACUGAAACACUACAGCAACAUCUCACCUGUCCAGAUCCACUGGUAUAAUACUUCAAAUCCUCUACCUUAUGAAAAUAUGAAGCCAAGCUUUCUCCAUCCAGCUAAAGAAACUACCUCAAUUUCAGAGAAUGAAGGCAUUUCAACAGUACCAAGCCCUGUGACCUCACCAGUCUUAUCCCGCCGACACUAUGGGGAAUCUAUAACAAAUAUAGGCAAAGCAAGCAUACUAGGGGCUGCUAGCAUUGGAAAAGGACUUGGCGGAAUGCUCUUUUCAAGAUUUGGACGCUCAUCUAUAGCCCAGCCAUCAGAGACAUCAAAAGAUUCCAUGGAGGAAGAGAAGAAGCCAGUUUCCUCACCUCCCACUACCACUGUGGCGACACAGACUCUUCCACACAGCAGUUCUGGCUUUCUUGAUUCAGCAUUGGAAUUGGAUCACAGAAUUGAUUUUGAACUCAGAGAAGGCCUGGUGGAGAGCCGCUAUUGGUCAGCUGUCACAUCACAUACUGCCUACUGGUCAUCCUUGGAUGUUGCGCUCUUUCUCUUAACUUUCAUGUAUAAACAUGAGCACGAUAAUGAUGCAAAACCCAACUUAGAUCCAAUCUGAACUCUUGAAAGACAUUAGUUGGCCAAAACUGAUUUUCUCUUCUGUUAAAAUAUGUGUCCUGAGAUAUGGAGAGUUCAGGUUUAUGUGUUUCAGUUUUGUUAGGGCAAGAAAAUAUUUGAAUUUAAAAGCACUUUAUUAAAAAAAUGUUUCCAGUCCAAAGGAACUAUUUAUAAUUUCCACCAUUUUGAUUGUGAGUGGUAAAUACCAUGCAGAGAGCCACAGAGGACCUGGAAGUGAGGAAACCGGGAAAAUUCCAGGGUUAGAAAUCUAAUUUCUCCCCAGUAUAAAGGUACAUUAAAGGUUGAGUCACAUGUACUAACCACAAAUAUAUUGUAAAUCUACAGUGGUCAUAAUCACUUGUAUUCUUUGUGAAGAUCACAAGAUAGUAUCAUUGUUUA